This is a messenger RNA of Pipistrellus kuhlii (Kuhl's pipistrelle), 3571 nucleotides long. It is a transcript of the gene HS3ST3A1, whose product is annotated as heparan sulfate-glucosamine 3-sulfotransferase 3A1. The record is from RefSeq and is a predicted model, not a curated record. Bases 253 to 1473 code for a protein of 406 amino acids. The transcript is spliced from 2 exons. Lineage: Eukaryota; Metazoa; Chordata; Mammalia; Chiroptera; Vespertilionidae. Gene Ontology annotation, molecular function: [heparan sulfate]-glucosamine 3-sulfotransferase activity.
ACUCUGGGAACUGGGCGCCGAAACCCGCCACCAGGCUUAGGACUUCGCGAGUCCAGGACGAUGGUCUCUUAAGCACUGCGCACCACGCCUCCCUUCCAGCCCCCGACCGAGGCAGGCAGAGCUCCCGCGCCGGCUCCAGGGGUCUGGCUCCCCGGCAGGGGGGCAGCAGCUCCCGGAGGAGGAUGUCCUGGAGCCCGGAGGGGUCCCGGCCGAGCAUGGCCCGCGCGCUCCCCGACGUCGCCUCUGGCUAGGAUGGCCCCUCCGGGCCCGGCCGGAGCGCACCCAGCCCCGGCCGAGCCGCUGUCCCGCAGCAUCUUCCGGAGGUUCCUGCUGAUGCUCUGUUCGCUGCUCACCUCCCUGUACGUCUUCUACUGCCUGGCCGAGCGCUGCCGGACCCUGUCGGGCCCCGUGGUCGUCGUAGGGGGGCUGCCAGGCGGCGAGGAGGGGGUGCGCGCCCCAGGUGGCAGCGCCCUGGCCGGAGGCGGUCCCCGGGAGCCAGCGGCGUGGCCAGUUGCGCAGGGACGGCUCUCUUGGCAGCUGCGGCCGCGGAGGAGGCGCAGGCGGCCUCCGGGGCGCGAGGAGGCGGCCUGGGAGGAAGAGACCCCCAGCCUGGCCGGCGGGCCCGGGGGCUCCGGGGCCGGGAGCAGCGCGGCCGAGCCCCCGCCGGGGACCCUGGAGCUGCUGCUGGAUGAGGGCAGCAAGCAGCUGCCGCAGGCCAUCAUCAUCGGCGUGAAGAAAGGCGGCACGCGGGCGCUGCUGGAGUUCCUGCGCGUGCACCCCGACGUGCGCGCCGUGGGCGCCGAGCCCCACUUCUUCGACCGCAGCUACGACAAGGGCCUCGCCUGGUACCGGGACCUGAUGCCCAGGACCCUAGACGGGCAGAUCACCAUGGAGAAGACACCCAGCUACUUCGUCACGCGGGAGGCGCCCGUGCGCAUCUCGGCCAUGUCCAAGGACACCAAGCUCAUAGUGGUGGUGCGCGACCCGGUGACCAGGGCCAUCUCAGACUACACGCAGACGCUGUCCAAGCGGCCUGACAUCCCCACCUUCGAGAGCCUGACGUUCAGGAACCGGAGCGCGGGCCUCAUCGACACGUCGUGGAGCGCCAUCCAGAUCGGCAUCUACGCCAAGCACCUGGAGCUCUGGCUGCGCCACUUCCCGCGCCGCCAGAUGCUCUUCGUGAGCGGCGAGCGGCUCAUCAGCGACCCGGCCGGCGAGCUGGGCCGCGUGCAGGACUUCCUGGGCCUCAAGCGCAUCAUCACCGACAAGCACUUCUACUUCAACAAGACCAAGGGCUUCCCCUGCCUCAAGAAGGCCGAGGGCAGCAGCAAGCCCCACUGCCUGGGCAAGACCAAGGGCAGGACGCACCCCGACAUCGACCCUGACGUGGUGCGCAGGCUGCGCGACUUCUACCGGCCCUUCAACCGCAAGUUCUACCAGAUGACCGGGCACGACUUCGGCUGGGACGGAUAAUGAUAUAAUUUAAAAAGAGAAAAAAAAAAUCAAAUAUAAUAUAUUUUUUUACCAAUCGGUAGAGAAAAGGCCCUUUAAUAUUUGUGCUGAAAGCAUUUCUUUCACUAGUUUUUUCGAUGAAUGUUAAGAGAUUGUUCUCACCUCUGACCCCUUCUCCAUGUGUUUAACUUACACCAAACACUUGGAAAAACACAAAAAGCAAAAACUUUGCUCAUCUAAAUACUUGCCAUCUUUAAUUUUUAUUGUAUGUUUUGUAUGCAUAAUCAUAAAGUAAGAGCAUCAGUUGCCAUUAAACCUUUUAAGAAAAAUCUGAGGGGAAAUCAGUCUCUCUCUCUGGCUAACAAGGCCCAGACAAAAUCCAUAUCCAGCCUUGUGUAUUUCUCCCUUUAAGUUUUUUCAUCUCCUGUGCCACUUUCUCUAAAACGAUCUCCCAAUUAAUAACACUGUGUGGUUUUACACCACUUCAGUUAUCACGGUGUUUUUAAAAUAAAACAUUUUUUUGAUCCUUUUAUUACUGUAUGGUCCAAGAAUAUGGUUCACAGAGAUCAUGAUCCCCACUUUACAGAAAAGGAAACGUGAGUCUCAGGGAGGUUAUCUUAGGGCCAGAUGCUGACUCCUGGACAACCCUUCUUUCCCUCAUUCUUUAUUACAUGCCACUUUUCCCAGGAGAAUUGGAAAUAAGCAUCUGUACCAUUAAAAUUGGUUAGCCAGGUUGGACAUGGGCUCGAUGGGAUAGAGCGGGAUUCCUCUGGCUUUCUCAGCGCCAGGCCAGCUCUCAGCCUCGGUCAAACCACAGUCCCCUCCGGGAGACCAUCAGGCCUGGGCACAGAUUCUAUGAGGAGCCAAUCUCGGUUCUAAUGAAUCUGAGAGAAAUUACUGGAUUCUUGUAAUCAAGAACAAGGGACACAGUCCCACUGGCAGCAGACAAGGUGUGGGAGGAGCACAACUUACCUGUUUGUUCUUUUGGCCUGACUGUCCUAUUUUUUUAAUUAAGAAAAAGCCAUUUCUCUAAGAGCUUACACGUCUGAGUCUCAUUUUGAUUUGUCCCUUUUCCUUACAGAAAGCCUGCUUCUGUUUGUAAUAUCUCAUUUCUAACCUUGGAGCUAGCACUAAACAUGUAUCAAUAAACAUGUUACCAUGCCCUUAUUUUCCAUGCGUGGAGGACUGUCAACUUUGACCCUUUAUUUUUCCCCACUUCCUAUUCAUACUUAGUCUAACCUAAUAUCCAUUAGCAUUUGGAAAAUAGUCUCAGAAGUGCAGAUGGGUAAAAAUGGUGUUUUUUCCUCCUUUCCCAUCUGUUUCUCCCCAUCCACCAUUUAAAUAUCGCAAAUAAAUCAAUUGUUUAUUAAAAGGACUCCUUUCCUCUCUGAGUGGGCAUUAACAAGAUUAGCAUUAAUGGGAAUUAAAUUGGUUUAGAGAGGAGCGCAUGUGCACAAAAUAUAUAAAACAUGUGCAAUUAGCCUGUCGGCAACAUUUUAUUACAGGUUUAAACCCAAGAGGAGCAUGUUUCCUAUCUCAUGGAACUUUGCUAUAUCUGCCAGAAUUUUAAAGGACCAAACACUCUAGUAUUCUAAAAGCGCAUACCUUUUCUUCUCCUGUGUUGUCAAUCAAAAGAACUGAAGUUGUUUUGAAUAUGCAGUACAAUUUCCCAUUUGCCGCAGAGGUUGCAUCAGGAAGGAAGGAUUUCUUGAGAAGCCUAACACACGAUUGAAAGGAGUGGGGGAAAUCACUUGUUUCUAAGUAUUUCAUGAUCGCUCCCCGUCUUUGGCUCUAUUUUUUAAUUCCCACCUUUAGGAGUUCAGUGAGUCCCAAAUCCAGGUCCCUUUCUCCAGGUGACUUCCUUCCCCUCAGCACGCUCAGCUUUCCAGGGCCACGGCCUGACGCUGUUCCACUAGAAUUGCUACUACCAGCAACAAGAUGCUCAUUUUGAACUCUAUCUGUUUUUCUUAACUCGUUUUGUGUGUGCUUCUGAUCCUUUUAUAAGCAUUUGUUUGACAUAAUGCAAAAGGAGCUUGCACAGGGAAACAAUUGUAUUCAGCAAUCUUCAUCUUUUUUUGUGUUAAGAAACAAUAAUAAAAAAAUCAGAAUUGAGUGCAAA